Messenger RNA from Carassius carassius (crucian carp), 1425 nucleotides. RefSeq names its product carcinoembryonic antigen-related cell adhesion molecule 1-like. The record is from RefSeq and is a predicted model, not a curated record. The transcript is spliced from 7 exons. The coding region runs from base 144 to 1292 and encodes 382 amino acids. Lineage: Eukaryota; Metazoa; Chordata; Actinopteri; Cypriniformes; Cyprinidae.
UGGAUCAUCAGACUGGAUCUCUGACCAUCACAAACAUCACAAACACAGACUCUGGACUUUAUAAACUACAGAUCAACAGCAGCAGCGGCAGUCUUCUUCAGCUCUUCAAUGUUUCCGUCUAUUAUGCUCCUCAACGACAGAAAAUGAAGACAGUGAAGGAGGGAAAAUCUGUCACAUUAGAUCCUGGUGUAGUAAAAAAAACUAAUUAUUUGAUGAAAUGGGUCUUUAAUGACGUUCGCAUCGCUGAAAUCAAUGGAGAUCUCAGUUUUAUCUGUACAGAUGUUCAGUGUUUAUAUGCGGAUGUCAGAUUCAAAGGCAGACUGAAACUGAAUCAUAUGACUGGAUCUCUGACCAUCACAAACACCAGAACCACCGACUCUGGACUCUAUUAUCUGCUGAUAACCACCAUCCGAUUCAACAUCAUAAAGAGCUUUAUUGUUGAUGUCACUGGUUAUGUUGAUGCUGCGAGUGUGUCAGUGAUGGAAGGAGAUUCAGUCACUCUAUACACUGAUGUUAAAACAAACCAACAAGAAGAAAUAAGAUGGUAUUUUAAUGACAUUCGCAUUGCUCAAAUCACAGAAGAUCUCAGUUUUAUCUGUACAGAUGUUCAGUGUAAAUAUAGUGAUGAGAGAUUCAGAGACAGACUGAAGCUGGAUCAUCAGACUGGAUCUCUGACUAUCAGGAACAUCACAAACACAGACUCUGGACUUUAUCAUAAACAAGUCAUCAGCGUCAGCAACAUCAAUGACGGCAUCUUCAGUGUUACCGUCUAUGAAGUUCUUGCUGCUGAACGAGAUGAAAUUAAGAGAAAGUCAGUGAAGGAGGGAGAAUCUGUCACUUUAGAUCCUGGUGAAACUAAAAGCCCAAAUGAUGUGAUGACGUGGUAUUUUAAUGACAUUCUCAUUGCUGAAAUCACUGGAGAUCAGAGUAAGAUCUGUAGAGAUGAUCAGUGUGAUGAGAGAUUCAGAGACAGACUGAAGCUGGAUCAUCAGACUGGAUCUCUGACCAUCACAAACAUCACAAACACAGACUCUGGACUUUAUCAUCUACAGAUAGGCAGCAGCAGAAUCAGCAUCAUAAAGAGCUUCUGUGUCACUGUCCCUAAUUCAGGUCUGUCUUCAGCCGCUGUAGCAGGAUUAGUAGUCCUAUGUGUUGGUGUAGCUGCAGUUGUUGCUGCUGGUGUGAUUUAUUAUCGCAAACGUCAAGCAGGACAACAUAACAAUGUUACAGACAUGGUGAUGCAGUUCAGUAAUCAGAUGGAAAAAGACCCUGAUGAUGACUCCUGCCAAUGAAUCUGACUGAACCUGAAGCUGCCCGUGAGACAUCACAGAAACUUUAUUAUUUUGAUACUUUAAUUUAAAAAGAACAUAAAGAAAAGUUGGGAAACCAAUAGUGUCACAACACCAAGAUUUCUGUCUUUAGUGC